AGUUCUAUUGAUUUUCAAUUUUUCGAGACGUUUAAAUAUCUUUUAAUAAAUUAUUAGUAUUGAGUUUCGUAUCUAUCUAGUGACAUCUAACCAAAAGGAUGGACGGUUUCGACCCAAGAUUGGGUCGAAAAAAAAUCAUGUGUUUUGGCGGGAAUAAUAUGACAUCUUGGAACAGGUUAGAUGCAAUCUAUUAUCAGUUGUUGCAACAAACUUUUUGUUACGUUAUUGCGUCGUAUCUUUGAGUUGAGACCAUGUGGUGUACAACGCCUGAAAUUUCAUGGCACAAUCGUGAUCCAGUAUUAAGUAUUGACAUACAGACUGGAGUUCAUGAAACGCCAGAGAAUGAAAUUUAUUGGCGGCUUGCCACCGGCGGUGCCGACUCGCAUGUCUUGAUAUGGCAUUUAACAACGAAUGAAAGCGGGGCUGCUACUGUAAAGUGUGUAGCCGAGUUAGAACGACAUCAUAAAGCAAUUAAUGUUGUGCGAUUUUCACCGUCGAAAGAUAUUUUGGCAUCAGGAGAUGAUGAGUCGAUUAUAAUUUUAUGGAAACAAAAGGAAGAUUGUGAAUUCUUUGUUAAUCCUAAUGAAACUAAAGAUAAAGAACAAUGGAUUUCCUACAAAGUGUUAAAAGGACACCUUGAGGAUGUUUAUGAUAUCAGCUGGUCACCAGAUUCUAAUAUGUUAGUUUCUGGGUCUGUGGAUAAUACAGCUAUUUUAUGGGAUGUUCAACAAGGCCGUUCUGUAUCCAUAUUAUCUGAUCACAAAGGUUUUGUACAAGGAGUAUCAUGGGAUCCUUGUAAUCAAUAUAUAUCUACAAUAAGUACAGACAGAAUAUGCCGUUUGAUUGAUAUAAAUACUAAGAAAACAGUCCAAAAAGUUUAUAAGGCAAAAAUUCCAACACCAGCAGAUCAUCCAAUAAAAGAUAAAGCAGUACGCUUGUUUUACGAUGAUACUUUUAAAUCAUAUUUUAGAAGAUUAACAUUUUCUAUAGAUGGAUUAUUACUUAUUGUACCUUCUGGUAUAAUUGAACCUUCAGAAACUACUGAAAGAAUAUCUAAUACAACUUUAGUGUUCUCAAGAUACAAUUUAAAAGAACCUGUCAUGCUUUUACCUUCUUUGGAUGAAUGCACUAUUGCAGUUCGAUGUUGUCCAAUUUAUUUUAAAUUACAAAAAGAUGGACCGACACCAGUAAUAGCAUUACCCUAUAGAAUGAUAUUUGCUAUUGCAACUCAACACUCAGUAAUGAUUUAUGAUACUCAACAAAUUUCACCAAUUGCUGUAAUAUCAAAUAUUCAUUAUACUAGAUUAACUGAUGUUGGAUGGUCAAGCGAUGGUAGAAUAUUAAUAGCUUCUUCAACAGAUGGAUAUUGUUCUAUAAUACAAUUUCAAAAAGGUGAAUUAGGUGAUGAAUAUAAAAAAGAAAAUAAUAUCCCAAUAAAUUCUAAUGCUAUUCAUAAUGAUUCUAAACAACCUAUGUCUAGUUCAAGUGCUAAAGAUGUAUCUGAAAAAUCUGUACCAACCAUUGACAUAGAUAACAGUGCUAUGGAUAUUGAAAUUGUAAAAUCAAAAGAAAAAGAAAUUCUUAAUGAAAAUCCAGAAUGUAUCUUAAAUCAAGAUAAUAAAUUAUUAGAUAACACAAUUCACCAAGAAAAUGAUUUAAAAAAUAAAGAACCAGAAGAUACUGAAGAUAUUAAAUUAGUCUAUAAUGAAGAAAGUAUUACUGAAUCUACUAAAGCAAAUAUAAAACAUACGCCUAAAAAAGAAAAAGUACCAUUAAUAAUAUCUAAUAGAAAACCUCGAAGAGUACAACUAAUUACACUUUCUAGUCCAAAGGGAUUUAAAAAAGAGUAACUUUUAA
Frieseomelitta varia is the source of this 1857-nucleotide messenger RNA. RefSeq names its product chromatin assembly factor 1 subunit B (gene Caf1-105). The record is from RefSeq and is a predicted model, not a curated record. Gene Ontology annotation, molecular function: protein binding. The transcript has 6 exons. Gene Ontology annotation, biological process: nucleosome assembly; DNA replication-dependent chromatin assembly. Bases 252 to 1850 code for a protein of 532 amino acids. Gene Ontology annotation, cellular component: nucleus; CAF-1 complex. Lineage: Eukaryota; Metazoa; Arthropoda; Insecta; Hymenoptera; Apidae.